Drosophila takahashii is the source of this 1157-nucleotide messenger RNA. RefSeq names its product Tetraspanin 42Eh (gene Tsp42Eh). NCBI's taxonomy places the organism in Eukaryota, Metazoa, Arthropoda, Insecta, Diptera, Drosophilidae. The record is from RefSeq and is a predicted model, not a curated record. Gene Ontology annotation, cellular component: plasma membrane.
CUGGCCAAACGGAUCGGGAUCGGAACGGACCGGACCGGAUGGCGACAGAAUCCGAAGCAGCCAACGAAUCUGCGGGUUAAUCGUUUCCCAACGACAGACAGCUCCGUGAGUCGCCCCAGACAAACAAAUGGAGAUUAUGCGACUUUAGUCGAUGGUUUGAUGGCACUGCUCAAGGUGUGCUCCCAGCCCCCAGCGGAAAAACUCUUGUGAACACUGAAGAAUUGUGAAUUGUGAAAAGCGAAAGCUAGCGCGCGUCAUGUACUGCACCACCCGACUGCUCAGAUCCGUUCUGUGUGUCAUCAGUGCCAUUUGUGCCCUAGGUGGCUGCCUGCUCAUCUGGUAUGGCGCCUGGCUGCUGGACAGCCUCUCCGACGAGCAGAGAGUGAUGGGCCUGGAUCACGGCGAGGAUCUGGCCGCCGUUCUCUGCAUCCUCCUGGGCACCGUCAUCAUAGUGGCCAGCAUCUUUGGCACGGUGGCCGUGGCCAAGGACUCCAGGAAUCUGUUGAUCUGUUAUGCAGUUUUAUUGGUCUUACUUCUGAUCAUUCAGUUUGUGAUGCUUAGCAUAAGUUAUGCAGCCAGCCGAGAAUCUUUGCCGGAUUCGCUGAGACAGGGAUUCGAUGACCUGUGGGACCUGCAGCAUGAAGGCAACAGCACUCUAAACACUUACGAAGAGUGGCUCCACUGUUGUGGUCGUAAUAGUGCCGAGGACUAUCUCCACCUGGAGAAGAUGCCUCCCCCGAGCUGUUGUCUCGAUCAGGACUGCGCCCAAAUCUUGAAUCUCUUCAUGACCGGUUGCGAAACCAAGUUCAAGGAGUAUGUCAGCGGAAAGACCGCGAAUUUUCACUCCCUUAGUUGGUUUCUAAUACUCUUUGAGUUUGCCGGCUCGGUGACCACCUGCUACCUGGCAGACAGCAUUCGCAAUCAUCGCGACCGCAUACGAUUCUAUAAUUAAAUUAGUUUUAAGUGUUUUGCACGAACUGUAUUAUCGUUAUUCGUUGUGAGUAAUUUCCUAGCCACGAAGCCCUGGCGAAAUGUGAUUGUAAUUUACGAUGAUUAAUCAAGUUAGGCUACAGAUAUACCAAGUAUUCAUUCAUAAAACUGUAAAUCUGGCACCCACGCCUUCGAAAAUAAAUAAAAACCCGUUGCCAUUGACUAAA